This is a messenger RNA of Phytophthora infestans T30-4, 1857 nucleotides long. RefSeq names its product atlastin-like protein. Lineage: Eukaryota; Oomycota; Peronosporomycetes; Peronosporales; Peronosporaceae. Gene Ontology annotation, molecular function: GTP binding; GTPase activity. The record is from RefSeq and is a predicted model, not a curated record. The coding region runs from base 559 to 1857 and encodes 432 amino acids. The transcript has 4 exons.
CAAGAUCAGUAAGAAAUGAGUUCCCCCCCGCUGUCUCCUUCGUCGCCUCCUGCCGUGUCCCCACCUCCAGCCCCCGUGACUCUGGAGCCCGUGAAGGAGCUGCCAAAGGCGCGUCAGAUCGUCAGUAUCAAUGACAAAGGCACCAACUUCAUGCUCGACGAGGAAGCGCUGCGUGGCAUCUUCCACCAGGUGCCCGAGGACAUGAAAGUAGCCAUUUUCUCAGUCGUGGGCGCCUUCCGCACAGGCAAAAGCUUCGUAUUGGAUUUAUUCCUCCGCUAUCUUCGUCACGCCAGCCACGGACGCAUGCUCAAGCCGGACGGUGCUCAGGACGAGAGCACGGAGGUCUGGAAGGCCUGGGUCAUGGAAGGUGUGACCGGUAGCGGCGAAGGGAAGCUCGAGGGCAACUCGAACAUUGAGGAAACGUAUGGAGAGAAGGGAUUCAGCUGGAGAGCAGGCCGCAAGCGCAACACCACGGGCAUCUGGAUGUGGGAGAAGCCAUUUAUCCGCAAAAGCCAGACGGGCGAGGACAUUGCCGUGUUCCUGAUCGAUACCCAAGGAAUGUUCGACUCGGAGACGUCGCAGAUGCUCACAGCGAGUAUCUUUGGUCUCAGCACGCUGCUGAGCUCGUAUCAGAUCUACAAUGUGGACAAGCGCGUCCAGGAGGACAACUUGCAACAUCUUGCUCUAUUUACGGAAUAUGGACGGAUGGCGCUGUUUGGAGAUGCCACGUCGUCGACGUCCCUGAGUGACAAACAGCAAGCGCUGCAACGUGCCGCGUCGCUAUCGGAUCGCAAUUUGGAGAAAUCGUCGUCCACAGUGAAAGACGAGGACGAUGCCAGUGUCCCGCAACGUCCUCGUCCGUUCCAACGUCUCGACUUUUUGGUGCGAGACUGGCAGGAUUUCUCUCGAAACCAGAGUCUGGCCGAGAAACGAGAAGAUAUGGAACAAUACAUGGUCGAGCUGCUGUCGUCCCGUAAACAAAAAGACCUGGCGGAUACCCGUGAACAGAUCAGCUCGUGCUUUGAGAAAGUGGCGUGUUUCCUGCUGCCCCACCCUGGCCACGCAGUGACCGAGCGCGAGUACGACGGAUCGGUCGAGGCCAUUGACAGCCGCUUCUUGGAGCUGCUGACCGCCUACCUGGACGAUCUCUUCGACCCGGUUAACUUGUUCCCCAAGAAGAUCCACGGGGUCGCGGUGACCUCGCGGGAGCUCUACACGUAUAUUAAGACGUACGCUGGACUCUUCCGUGAAGCCUCCAUUUUCCCCGAGGCCAAGACGUUGCUGGAAGCCACAGCUGAAGCCAACAACGUCAACCAACGAGACAAGGCUCUGCUCAGGUACAAGCGAGAGAUGGAGACGAUUGCGGGCUCCAAGUGUCAGUACGUGCCCGUACAGCAGCUGGAGGCGCACCACAAGGCCUGCUUGCAAGGAGCCAUGGACGUCUUUGACGAUGGGGCUCGUAUGGGUCGACGUAGUGAGAUCCUGCGCUAUCGCCAUGAAGUUGCCGAGCAGAUUGAGAAGGAACGUCACCGUUAUCUGGAGAUUAAUGCCGAGCGCGACCCGUACAAGAACCUGGAGUUCUAUUUGAUCCCUGGCUGCCUGGCACUGGCGUUGCUCGUGUUCCGCAUCUCGCAAGACUUGUUCUGCUACGAGAGCAUCGGAUACGAUAUCCCACUCUACGACUGCAAACAAGUGAGCCACACGCUGUCGCACUUGUACUGGGCGUUGAUUGUCUUCAUGCUGCUGAUCAUGAUGUCGACUGGACAAGUGAUGUUCAAGCGCAUCAAGACGGUGAUUACUAUCGUCAAGACUGCGAUCGACGCGUCCAAGGAGGAUGGCAAGGAGAAGAAGGACUAG